AUGAGUACCGGCAAUAUCACUCGCUUCUCCUUCACGGAUUUCCAAGGAUGCAGCAUCGCAAGUAUCGUCACACUAAUCGCCGGGAUCAUGGAGCGCGACUCGGGAUAUGAAGCCCGAGUGACAUUUGUUCUUGACUGUAUGCGCAAGAUGGCAACAGGGAAUAUCACGGCUAAAAUGGGUGUGAAAUUGGUCGAAGCUGUGCAUUUUAUCACAAAUGAGGCUGCAGCCAAGAUUCAUCGAGAAGCAUCUGCCUCUACGAAUAUUACACAAGAUAUGCAAAUCUCAGCUGCCACGUCUGAGUACAACCAAUGGGCUGUAUGGUUUGCCAAGGAAAGUUCUCAGACAGAGGAACAAAGCCUUCUUUCAGGAAGAGGCAUCGAUGGAGAUCGCAAUGUUGUUCCAUUCUCUGAAACACCCUUGUUGCAACCAGAGCAGUCGAAUGAUCCGAAUAUCUCUAGCUGGAGAAGUCCGAAUGAGCCGAUGAGCUGGUCUUUUGAUUGA
Messenger RNA from Penicillium antarcticum, 501 nucleotides. RefSeq lists its product as uncharacterized. The transcript has a single exon. Lineage: Eukaryota; Fungi; Ascomycota; Eurotiomycetes; Eurotiales; Aspergillaceae. The record is from RefSeq and is a predicted model, not a curated record. Bases 1 to 501 code for a protein of 166 amino acids.